CUUCGGGGGGGAGAAGGCAGCAAAGCCCCCCUCUCGCAAAACGUUCUAAAAACCCUAAUCCCGACCUCUCAGUUCCUACCUCAAUAGCACCGUCACCCCUCCUUCGCUCACGCCGUAGUCACCGCAUCUUCCCUCACUCCCAGGCGAUAUUAGUCUUGUGUUUUGAGAAAGUAUUGGCGGCUUGUUAGUAGAGAAUAUUUUCUUUGAGGCGUUUCGUAACUCGAGGAGUCUUUUAGCGAGCUGAGAAUGGCGAAGAAGGACGAGAAGACGCCGAAGAAGAGCAAGAGCGAGGCGGCGGGUGACGAGGUCGAGAAGACGCCCAAGCGGAAAAAGAGCGACGCGACAGCCGGCGACGAGCCGACGCCGAAGAAAAAGAAGUCGGAAGCCGCCGCCGCCGCGGGGAGCGACGGCGCGACGCCGAAGAAAUCGAAGAAGAAGGAGAAGGAGGGGGGCGACAAGGGCGCUAUAGCGGAGGCGGGAGCCGCGGAGGCGGAGGCGCUGAAGUGGCGGAACGUGUGCGCCAUCGCAAAGCCGCUGGCGGACCCGAAGUUUAACCAGAAAGUGCUGAAGCUCGUCAAGAAAGCGGCGAAGAACAAGGGGUUUCUACGCAGAGGAGUGAAGGAGGUUGCUAAGGCCAUUCGGAAGGGCGAAAGAGGCGUAUGUGUGCUGGGCGGCGAUGUGUCGCCCAUUGACGUCAUCUCGCACCUCCCCAUUGUAUGCGAGGAGGCCAACAUUCCCUACACCUAUGUGCCCAGUCGCGCUGACCUGGGCAAUGCUGCGAUCACAAAACGGCCCACAAGUGUCGUCUUGAUCCUACCGACUGCGUCAAAGGGGAAAGCAGCAGAGUUGGAGGAAGGGUUUGCUGAUGAUUUCAAAGUGGUGCAGGGUGAAUGCCAAGAGAGGCUCAACAAGUGGCUUCAAGAGAAAUGACAAUUGUGAUACCCUUAAUAUUUUCGGCUCUUACAGUUUGAUCUUUGUUUUCUAGCGCAAUCAACCUGCUUAAUUUCAUGAUACAGGUAGCUUCUUUCGCAUGGAAGGUAAGGCAUUGACGGUUGGUGGGAAAUGCAGCUGAUUCUUAUUUUACCAGCUUAUGGUUGACGCUUUUCUCCGAGU
This is a messenger RNA of Closterium sp. NIES-67, 1113 nucleotides long. Lineage: Eukaryota; Viridiplantae; Streptophyta; Zygnematophyceae; Desmidiales; Closteriaceae. The record is from the annotation of a GenBank genome assembly.